AUGCAGUUUUUCUGUCUUGGUUCUUUUUUCAUUCUCAGAGGAUUGCUGAGAAGUUCAAAUACUCACCCACAAUCUGGAGAUUUUAGACGUGAGCUUUUGAUUCUCGCUGCACCAGCAAUUCUUGGACAAGCCAUUGACCCUCUAGCACAACUGAUGGAGACAGCCUAUAUUGGUAGAUUAGGUAUUGUUAGUCCAACUUCAUUUCUGUAGUCAUUGCAUUGUUAUUGUUCGGUGUGAUUUUUUUUUUGAUCCUAAGAUGUUAUUGUUAUUGUAGUACUUAGCAUGAUACAUUUUACUGUAGCCGUAAUGAAAUGGUUUUCUUGAUUUAGUAUGCCCUUUUUUUCUGAAGUUUUUGUUUGUUUGUUGACUGUGUUUUUAUACAUAAAUGGCUAUAUCUCUGUUAGACUUCUUCAUGGAACCACUUAUUCAUUUUAUCCUUUUCCUGCUUUCGGAUUCAUGAAAUACCUUAUCAUGAAAUAAUCUUUUUUCUUAUUUAUCUGUAUCGUGUUUGAAGCUGUUUGUAUCUUUAUCUUCUAAAGGCCCAGUGGAAUUAGCGUCUGCUGGCGUUUCAGUAUCCAUCUUCAACAUCAUAUCAAAGCUUUUCAACGUACCCCUGCUGAGCAUAACAACUUCGUUUGUUGCUGAAGACAUAUCAAAAAGCUCUGACAGAAAAUUGGUUCCAGGUUAAUUAUAUGUGAUUUUUUUCCUUUAACCUGAGAAUAAAUGAACAUCAAGCUUUUGUGUCGAGUGUGCCUUACACAAUUUUUGAUCGGUGUCCCAGUAGAUGGGAGAUGUCUACCAGUGAAUGGUGCCAGCAAGGAACUCUCCAAUGUGAUAGCUGACAGAGAGAGAUUGCCAUCUGUCUCCAGUGCAUUAGUCAUGGCUGUUGGAAUUGGUACAGUGGAAGCCUUAGCCUUGUUCUGGGCAUCGGGUCCAUUUCUCAGCAUGAUGGGAAUAUCACCGGUAGGGUUGAAUUACAUCUUUUUUUUUUGGAUUUUCGUUAAUGUUUUUUCGUUUACCCUGAGAUACAAUGCAUGUUAUAUGAUCUGUCACCAAAAAAAAAUUCGGAAAAAUAUGCUGCUCUUUAACUGAGAGGAAACAGAACCAAAGGCUUCUCCUGGCAGACUGGAAAACAUGAAUCCCUUUAGAAUUUCAUAUCCUCAGACAAGGUUUGGAGCAUGGUUUUUGGAGAGACAACAGGCUUGCUAAGAGGAGAGACUAGUAGUUUCAUAUCUUGUUUUAAUUAUCUUGAGAAGAAACUUUAUCUUGAUAAAGAUAUUAUUGUAUGAGAAAUCAUGAUGCCAAAAACUGAACUUUUUGGAUGAAAAUAUGAAGGGUCAUGUGGGUUCUGUGCUCGGUUGCACUUUCAGUGUAACUGUAGAGUUAAAUAGUGGGAUUACUUACUUGUCACUUUUUGGUACAUGCUUGUGAGCAAGGUUUAACGCAUCAACAGAAGCAGGAAUUGCGGGAAAAUACUCGUGGCAACCAUGAUUUCUUAAUAUCUAUUUUUUUAAAAUGAUAGAGUGUUUUGUUUGUUUAUUUGGAGAUUGUAAUUUUUUGUAAAAAUUCGAUGCAACAUCAAUUUCACUUUAGAUCUGAAUACACUUUAUUUUAAAUCAUUUCACUUGGACCACUUUCAUAAAAACACUUUGAAACAAUAACUUCAUACCAUCUGUCACCGCAGAAGUGUUCAGUAUUCAUGCUUUUUACUGUCUCACAUCUGUAUUACGACUGUGAAUAGGCUUCUUCUAUGCGUACGCCGGCUCAACACUUUCUUCGUUUAAGGGCAUUAGGUGCUCCAGCUAAUGUUGUUUCACUGGCUAUACAAGGUGUCUUUCGUGGAUUCAAGGAUACACAAACACCCCUCUUCUGUGUCGGUAAGUUUGGAUUAACUCGUAAUGCUUCAUGAAAUUUUAUACGGAAAAUUAAUGAGAUACGUAUUGAAUCUGCUUAGUGCGUUUGAAACCAGGAUAAUUUUCAAUUUUUUGAAUGUCUGUGAAACUCAGACUUGGUCAAACUAGGCUGGUAUUCCUUAUGGGCUUUCAGACCAACUGAUAGGGAUCAAGAUUAGAUUGAGCUGCCUGAUUCUACGGUCCAAUUCUAUUCGUGCCACCAAACAUAUAUCCACUAUUUUGUUCGUUUGUAUAUGAUGGAAAGCAACUGUUCGUAUAAGAGUCGGUUGAUAAAUGCUCAAUUUGUUAAUCACGUGAUAGUUUGCUGUGGUUUCAAGAAUUAGAGCCAGCUACGUUUAGCAACUCGUGGGUAACAUAUGGAUUUAAAAUUGAUAUGAUAUUAGCUCGAUGGUACAAUGUGAGCAGAUACUAUUGGAAGGUAGUAACUAUGAUCUCAAUUGAAACUUUUUAACUUGGAAGUAUCCACUAGCUCACGAGAGUGGAUAUUUUUUUUCACGCUUACCAUAUUACCUACCAGGUUUUUCCUCAAUGGUUGUCCCAGCGAACUAACAUUUCCUUUGGUUCUGAAAACGAAUGACUAAGCAGAGUUUUGCCACGUAUACAUGCAUGGUGUUGCUUGGUCUUGCAUGUCAAGGGGGCAUAUGUUGUCGUGGCUAUGAUACACGACAAUUCAUUCAUAGAGAUGAGGAUUUGGGAAUGUGAUCAAUUUGAGAGUAUUUGCUGCGCAUUCUGAAUAAAGCCAAUGUUGAUCGUUCAUGCAAACCUAUUUGAAAAUUAAUGAAAACGAGUGAAAAGGAUGUCGAAAAUGACUACAGUAUUCUUUUGGUGUUGACGUCAUUGUUGGCUUGUUGGUGGUGAUGGAACAAGGUCAUCUUACUAUCAAUGCAUUGCAUGAAGUUUAUACAGUUGUUACAAUAGUUUGGUUUUGUUGUGAGCAAGAGAUCAUCAGAAUGGACUUCACGGAUUGAAAGAUCGGUCUAUUGAUGCGCUAAGCUGAAGGAACCACGAUACAUCUCCAAACAAUGGGCAUGCUGCCUGAUUUCUAGGUGUACUUGGAGACGAUUUUUUUUCAGUUUCUGGUCGUCCAAUAUUUUUAUAUUAGGGAUCCAGUGUGCAGUAAUUUGUUGGAUACUCUCUUCUGAUCCUGGAGUGAUGCAGAUUUUUUUUUCUUAAUAGUAUUGAAUCAUAAACCUUUUAUCCACUGUGCCAUACUUUGAAAUAUUGUUUUAGACUUGUUCCAGAUAAUUCAGGGUUGUCCGAAUCAGAGUUUUCUUGAAUUAGAUCUGAGUUGAACUAGGAGAGGGAAUAGCUGCUUCAACCUGAGAUGGUCUCUAUUAUCAUCGAAUGCUCUUGGCACAUUUGGUUUCAUAUGGCCGCAUGUUGAUUUGAUAGGGCUUAUUAUAAGCUGUUUGUUGAUUGGAGUUAAUUUGUGAAAUUUAGUGAUUUGAUUUUCCAUUUAGUAUUUCUAGGUCCUUACUACUUCAGUUUGGUGGAGUUUCUUUGUUGCUUGUUUCGACCAAACCUAAGCUUUUAAUUUUUUGAUGCAGGGGUGGGUAACAUUUCAGCUGCAAUGCUUUUUCCCGUACUGAUGUAUACUCUACGCUUGGGUGUAUCAGGGGCUGCUCUUGCGACUGUUGCAUCUCAGUAUGCACUUCAACGUUUAAUUUGAAAUUUUUUUAUGACUUCAAUGUCGACGUGUUUCAGUUUUGCAAUUCGUAACUUGUCGUUGAGGUUUAAAGUUUUCUUUUUCUUGGAAAGUGUUGGAACUUAGCCUGGCGUGGUGCAAUCAUAUGUCUUUUUGCAUUCAACCCUGGACAUAAUAUCCAACUCCCACUCUUGUCAUGAUGCAUAGACCUACUAGGAUGGCCGUGGGGUAGGUAGCAUGCGUGGCGCUGGUUGUCCUGGCCACGUGUAUAUCAUAAUGGGAUAAAUAGCAGAGUGAAUACUCAUAUAGGAUGCGCAACAGCUUAACUAAAGUUUCCAGAAUCUGAAGGAUCCGUCCAAUGGUGAAGACGACUUGAAUUUAGAACGCUCAAAGUUCUGGACAAUACGAAAGAAAGCCAGUAUGUAUGAGAGUGGCCUUUACAUCAGAAACAUCCUGCAUGGUGUGGAUGUGGGCAGGCCACAGUGGGCUGAUUGGGGCUGUAUAAAGGCUUCUGGCAUGUUGUAGAAUCUUUUAGGUUCAUUCAUUGGAGGUGAGGCCAAGGAGAUGGUAUAUAAAGGUUUUCAAUCACUUCGAAGCAGCCCACCAUGCAUGAGAGAUGUUUAGGCUUGUUUAAUACUAUGGAGGACGUAAGAGUAUGGCCAGAGUGGAAUGCGUGUGAAGUUCAUACAGCGAAUUGGUAAACAUAGCAUGCGGCCAGUAGCAUGAUCGUGAGGCAGUUAGGAUGCGACUUCCAGGCUAUAAACAUGACACCUUAUCCUUUGGCCAAAAUUUCCAAAUAAGUGUUGGAAUGGCAGUCUGUAUCUUGAGAGGCUAUCUGUGGUCCUUUGUUAUGGCAUUGGUAAGACCAGCGGUUAAGCUGGCUUCCGAGUUUCAUUGUAUAUUUUUCUUGUACUGUGGAGAAACUUUUACUUAUGUAAGGGCUUCUCCCCUCUGUCUUGUGUGUAUUCUUGUGAAUACAUAUGCCGAGGCAUUGUGCGGUAUCUUCCAGGCAUGGAGUUCGUUCUGCCAUGUAGUCGACUUGGAUUGGCUUACCUUCCACAGAGAAAACGGGCGAUGGCCAAGAUGAGGAUAUUGACAUUUUCUCGCUAUUUUACUGAUUAAAGACCUGGUGCAGAAUGUUUCCUGAUGGAUUCCUUGAUUUUUGCCUCGUCUGAUCUGUGCUGGACCAGAGGAAAGUUUAAUUUGGGUGAAAAUGAAAUUCACAUGGCAUUUGUUUACUGAGGAAAAAAUUGUACACAUAAUUUCUUUGAAUAAAAUAUAUUUUUAAGUUUAAAAAAAUUGUACCUGGACUCUUAGCAGACAACCUCUUGAAAAUCAUCUCAGCCCAGUCUCAGUGCACUAUUCUGCUUGAAUGAGCGGGUUGUGUUUAGCUUUGGGAUCAAGGUAUGUGGUGGGUAGUGUCAAGUGACUGGUGAGUAUUUUUCCUUUUAUUUAUUAUCCCUGUUCCCUGUUCUUCCUCUUUCCUCAUUUGAUGUCUUCUCUUCCUCCUCAUUCCUUCAAAAUAUAUAAUUCUUUCUUGACCCCUUCUCCCAUCAACUAGAUUUCUUCAUCCUUCUACUGAUUAGCUGACUGAUUUUGGGGGACAUAUGACCGCCAUAUAUAUAUAUAUAUAUAUACAUGUUUUAAUUUGAAGGUUGAUUGGGCAAACCCCUUUUCAAAUGAAAUUGGAUGAUAUUCAUAAUCAGAUGUCACUUGAUGGUGGGCAAUUUUGAAUUCAGUAUUUACCUAUACGCAUUCAUAUCUACGUUACACACGUACUACAUCCUGAAAGACACCAUAUGUGACUUGCUUUCAUUGACAAUUUGAAAGACAUGAGGAUUUUAGAAUCUCAUAUGAUGUCGGAAAACAGAGGAUGCUUCUGAAAUUUAUUCCAAUAAAUAGUUAAUUUUUUUUGGAAGUAUUUACGAUUAUUUGAUGGCAUCCUACUGAGUUUCCAUAUAUUCUAAGCCAUGAUUUUUCUGCCCACAUCAGACAUUCAGAUUGGAGAUCAGUUUCUGAACACUGGAUGUUUGCAUUAAUUGACUACCUUUACCCUUUACCUUUACCUCCAUCACUGGAUGUUCUGUGAUAUCGUUCCCGAAGGAGACGCGAUUUUGACAGGUUGAUCCAGAGUUUUCUUUGUCUCCAUUUUCAAGGGAUUAAAUUUCCAAUAACUGUGAAAUCUUGUGAAUCGUUCUCACCCAGUCGAUUGUUAUUUGGCUGUUGGAGCUGUGCAAAACAAAUAAAGGCAUAAAAAAUGUAUUUUCCCAUUGUCAAUCAGAUAGUUACAGAAACUGCGACCUUACUUUUGAAAAGAAUCACCGAUUCCUUUGUAUGUUCAGCCAACAUCUAUCUUUCUAUGUUAAACAAGAAAAGUACUUUGAAGUGGAAUUUUGUAAAGUCAUUGCUAUCACUCUCUCUGACUGCACAAGUAAUAGAGGUUUUUUAUAUUGUAUAUUCACGCAUAAAUAUGUUAUGAAUUUUCUUUGCAUUUCUCAGGUACAUUGCUACAUUUCUACUUGUCUGGCGUCUAAGCAGAAGAGCUGUUCUGCUACCACCCAAGAUUUUAGAGCUUGACUUUCGUGGUUACAUAAAGUCUGGUUGGUUUCGAUUUUCGAUUAUCACAUGCUGAUAUAAUUUUUUACCCCUUUUCAUGGACUUUCACUUCGCUUUGAUAUGAUCAUCAUCUUAAAUAUUCAAUCAGAAACCUAGCUAUGCCGGUUGAACGUGCGUGGUGAAGAUAUUAAUGAAAUCUGUAUUAUGAGUUUGUCAAUGUGGUACCCCUAUUUCAUAUAUUCUUAUAUUGAGAAUACAUUAAGUGAAAUAAAACAGAGUUAGAACUCAAUGUGAAGUUUCUCUUUUUAAAUUCCCCCAUACUAUUGAAUAUAUUGUUAUGUUGUAGAAAUAAAAUUAGGAGGCUCAAUGUGAUUUUUUUUGUACCAUUUAGAAUUUUUUUCUUUUUCUUUAAAUUUGAUUCAUAAAUGAAAAUGAUAGAUUAAACAGUGCAGUAAGUACCGGAAAUAACGUAAGGUAGAAACAAUCCUCAGGGUGUUCCAGGUUGGUUGCCAACUGUCAGGUAUCCCAAAAAGUCCUCUGAUCAACCAGUAAUGUAAAUCAGAUGCCACAACAAGAAGAAAGUUCCUCCACUUUGUGUAGAUUGUUAUCUUGGCGGGUGUUUGACCAUGUAAAGUUCCCCGUUGAGAUAACUCUAGAAAUGAUGAGAAAUAUGGCGAGGAAUUAUUGUCUACAUCUCUGUUUUUUUUGUUCAACUAUGAUGAUCCACAAAAUGGGAGGUGCUUAGGUUCAGGAAAUAUGCUAUUCCAUCAUUAAAACACCUGGUUGGAUGCUGAAUACUGUAGCCAACAAUGUUCAUUCGAUCAACGGUUUUGUUGAUGCUUGGCAGAGGAUGCGUCUUCCUAUAAUAGCAACCCACAAAAUUUUGAGGUUAGCAAAUACAAGAUGGAACAUCAGAAGACCUUUCAUGCAAAAAAGAUGACUUUUUAUGAGAAACCUUUCAUCCCCACAAUUUUUUCAUGCCCUUUCUAUCCUUUACUCUUUUAUUAUUUUUUUUCUUUAUUUCAUGAUGUGCCCUAAAGCCCAAAAAUCAUUAGCUCGAGUCACAGUCUGUGCAAUGUCCACUGUAGCAUCUUAUGCCAGCAAUACCUUCCAAAGGGUGAUUGCUUUCUCCUGUUUCUUCCCUCUCACAAACUUUUACCCUGCCUUAAAUUUAAGAUUUACAGCAUUUCUGAAAUCACAUGAAUAGGAAGUUUUCUUUUUGUUCAGCAAAUCAACAUCACUGCUGUUGGCAAUAAAACAGUCUCAGUAAUCAACAAUUACAGAAACGAUUUCACAGUGAAACUUAUUUUCCAUAUUUUCCAUAAUUUAUGUCAUAUUAUUUAAUAUAUUUAAUUUUAUAAUGUUAAUUAGUUUGCUCUCGUGUUAGGUGGACUUCUUCUAGGAAGAACUCUUUCAGUCCUAUUCACAAUGACUCUGGCAACAUCUAUGGCUGCCCGCCAGGGUUCAAUGGCUAUGGCUGCUCAUCAGAUUUGUCUCCAAGUGUGGCUGGCUGUCUCUCUCCUUUCUGAUGCAUUGGCUUUGUCUGCCCAGGUACCCACGAUAUUCAUUCUCUUUAAGUGAUGUUUUUUAUGCCGUCUUCAUUUACUUUCGAAAAUAAGUUGCAUUUGUAUUUUAUUUGGACAUCACGAUGCGUGCUUUUAUGAUUGCUUACCUUUUGUUUGGUGCUUCGACAAUAUGACUUGACUUGAUUCCAUUAAGUAGAUGUUCUCAUUCUGGGUGAAACAUAUGCCUCUUUGGAUUGUGCUCGACUGCAGAGUCGAGGCUUUUCUUUUUUAAACAGGUUCCGCGGCUUUUCGUGUUUUUUUUUUUAACCACCUAAUUUUAUAAAUCAUAUUAACUAAUUUCUUGGGGCUGGCACCUUACUAUGAAUAUCUGUAUUUAGUUGAGUUGAACCCGCGUACGGUGUUAGUAUGGUUGUUGACAACAUUUAUAUUGUUCUUGUGCUCUUUUUUCAUAAUUUUAAUGAGAAUCAUCUCGGUCACGUUUAAGUAGCGAGAUAUUCGUGAAUUUUGGCAAUAGGAAUUAUCCCUUGGUGGCAGAUGGCACAGGCUUUUUCUGUUAUAGUCUAAAGUCAUUGUCAACAUUGAAAGGUGCAAUAGGUCAUGCUGCUUACAGGACUGGCAUGAACUCCCUGAUACUAACAAUCCUGUGGUUUUGUGGGUUGAAGGGAAGAAGCGAGUGGGAAUUGGAUGUUAGAUCCUCAACAUGAUGCUGUGUCAAGGGAACAUAAUAAAUAAAUGACUUAAUUCAUCCGUGUUCUUAACAGAUAAGUUUUGAAGUUGACCUGUUCCUUGUGGAGUGUCCCAAUUCCAGAUUGGUAUCAGAUUUGAUGGUCUUCGAUGCGUCUGUUACCUUUUUCCUUGAAAUACUCCAGUAAAAGCAUGGCCAUGGAGGGUGGUUAUAAGAAUUAAAAAGAUAAAACCAAUGUAGUUCCAUGUUCCCUCAUAUUUUUUGUGAUUUUGACAGGGAGUGAAUGAUAUUCAUUCUCUCCCCUGGUUUCUGUUUUCCUAUAUCUUCCACAGAAGUUCAUUUUUGAUAACAUCAUGACAAAGGCAGAUUGUUGAAGGUUAUCUACAAUUACGCUAAUUUGAUUUCUGUGUCACAAUACAUUCAAGAUCUAGUCAAAUUGAACAAAAGAAAGAACUUUUGGCUCAAUGAAAGGUCUAGAUUUAGAUCAAAUAUUCUAGACUAAAAUAAGGACUCCUAAGAAAAAAAACGAACGUAAUUAGAGUCGAUAACCACUGACGUCCUUGUAGAGGAAGAGGCUGGCGAUGAAACUGCUGAAGUAAUCUGUGUUAAAAGGCAUGAUUGGCCGCGCUUCUCUCUCUCUCUCUCUCUCUCUCUCUCCUUCUCUCUACAUAUAUAUGUAUUUAUGUAGGCCACAGGUGGAAUAGGUCAACCAAUCACUAUCAACUAUUUACCUUUUGCGGUAACCAAUACGAGAAUACUUUUUGCCCCCCUCAUAUGCGAAGCUACUUUGGUUCAUGUGUACAGAGAAACCUUAGAGCACGAUCUGCUUGGCUCUGAUAUUAUUUUAAAACUAUCUGAUGAUCCAGUUCAAAAUUAAUUGACAACACGUGAACUAGGUUCAUUUUUUUGAUUUUACUAUUUUGUAGUUACCAAUGUGUCAUUAUUUUUUUAAUAGGAAUAAGUUAAUCAUAAUGUUGUAUUUAUUCAACUUGUUGUACGAGGAGCAAAGAAGAUUUUUAUGCAUAUGUUUGUCUCUAGUUACGCAUUGUAUGCUCCAAUCGUUUUGCAAUAGUAAAGUGUUUCAUCUUGAAAAGAAAUAAUUUCCUUUUUUGUAUUGUGGUGGGUCCAUGAUGUUUAGUGUUUCUUUGAUUGAGAAUUAUGCGGAUGUUGCCCUAUUAACUCGUGGUUCAUCUCGUUUAUUUAUUUUUUCCCUGCUACUGUAUGGUAGUAGGAUCGCGUUCCUGACUAUUAUGGACAUCAUUUGUUUCAUUUCGACUGAUGAAGUGAGAUUUUUUUGUGUUUAGGCACUGAUUGCUAGUUCUUUUGCGAAACGUGAUUAUGAAAGGGUGAAAGGGAUUGCCAACUAUGUGCUAAAGGUGAGUGUCAAAUGAUACUCUAGAACCAUUGUCCCUUGUAUUAUCAUUCAUUCAGUGGAAUAUAUAUAUCAUUCUCUCCAUGGUGACCAUUCCUCCUCCUCCCCACGCUCUUCAUUAUUAGAGGACCUUUUUUUUUUUUUUUUUUUUUUUCCUCCCCUUGAGAAAAAUUUCCUGCCCAUUAACUCAUGUAGGUAGGAGUUCUUGCGGGAAUUGCUUUGGCUGUCAUCCUGGGUGCAUCCUUCGGUUCUAUGGCCAAAGUAUUCACAACAGAUAUCGAAGUGCAGAGAAUUGUUGCUACGGGUUUGCUGGUAUGUAUUUCUAGUAGGUCAGACGCCAGGGUUUUUUUUUUUUUAUCCCCCCCCCUUCCUUUUUUUUUUUUUAUACGUCUCAUCUGUUGCUUUAUUAAUUUUGUUACAGUUUGUGAGUGCAAGCCAACCGAUUAAUGCUCUGGCUUUUAUUUUUGAUGGGCUUCACUUUGGUGUCUCUGAUUUCUCGUAUUCAGCUUUAUCCAUGGUAAGUAAGGCAGAGCGACCUUUUUUCCACCCCUGAUUAUCAAUAAUUAUAUUUUUACUCCCCCCCCCCCAUGCUCUUUCUGAUUUUUAUCUCCAGACUUGUUCCCCUGAACUCUUCUUCUAUUUGUUUUGCCAAAAAAAUAACGCAGAUGGUAAUUGGAGCGAUAUCGUCUCUAGCUUUGCUUUAUGCCCCUUCUAUAUUUGGCCUUCGAGGAGUUUGGUUUGGGUUGACUCUCUUCAUGAGCCUGCGAAUGACCGCAGGUUUUCUAAGGUAAAAAAAAAGGCACCUGCUUUACUUUACCUGUGAGUAAAUUUCUUAAAUUAACCGGAAGCUCAUUCAUAAUUUAAGUUAGAAAAGCACCCGCUUUACUUUGAAUCGGAUUGAUCUUCUGAUUUCUCACGAGGAUUUCAGAUGGGGGGAUCCCAGGAUUGCUAUUUUCUUAGGCGCACACACUGUGGGAAGAACAGUUGGUCUGCAUAGAAUAAUGGCUAGAAAUAUUAUUUUUUUUAACAAAUAAAAAAUAAUUUUAAAUCAGAGAGCGAGUAAAAUAAAUAUCUUAUAUACUCAAUGGUUUGUUCAUAAUUUAUUCUCAUGCGCGCCCCUAGAGAGAGAGAGAGAGAGAGAGAGAGAGAGAGAGAGAGAGAGAGAGAGAGAGAGAAGAAACCCGUUGGGGGAUGCUCCCUUUUUAGUGUGAAGGGAAUUUUUUGUUCUCCUUUAGUGUUCUUUUGGAGCUCUUUUUUUCAAAAAAAAAUAAAUUUAUUUCUCAACUAAUUUUCCAAGACCAUAUUAUGAUUGGGCGUGCGUAUUUAUCCUAGCCUCAUUGCGGAUACAAAGCUGGCCGGGGAGCUGGGCCAAGAAGCUUUCAUGCAUAGAUUUUCCUUUAUUUUUCUCUUAUAUACAUAAUUUGAUCUGAAUAUUUGAUCAGUUUGGUCAUCAUCAUCUUGUUGUUUCUUUGUCUUGCAGACUGCAAUGGAGGACAGGCCCGUGGAGCUUCCUACACCACAGCGGCGGCUCCAUCCCCAAGGUCCGUGCAUCUGAAUCCUUCUAG
Molecule: messenger RNA, 11262 nt
Organism: Spirodela intermedia
Lineage: Eukaryota; Viridiplantae; Streptophyta; Magnoliopsida; Alismatales; Araceae
Source: the annotation of a GenBank genome assembly